UAUGCUGGGUCCGGAUGCCGGGAGCGGAAUCUCGGCACUCCCGGAAGUGGCCUGGAGGCGGCGCGCCAGGCCCGAGCGGUGCUCCCUCCUGCUCGGGCCGCUGCGGCCCCGGGCGUCGCCAUGACCAGCGAGCUGGACAUCUUCGUGGGGAACACUACCCUUAUCGACGAGGACGUGUAUCGCCUCUGGCUCGAUGGUUACUCGGUGACCGACGCGGUGGCCCUGCGGGUGCGCUCGGGAAUCCUGGAGCAGACGGGCGCCACGGCAGCGGUGCUGCAGAGCGACACCAUGGACCAUUACCGCACCUUCCACAUGCUCGAGCGGCUGCUGCACGCACCACCCAAGCUACUGCACCAGCUCAUCUUCCAGAUUCCGCCCUCCCGGCAGGCACUACUCAUCGAGAGGUACUAUGCCUUUGAUGAGGCCUUUGUUCGGGAGGUGCUGGGCAAGAAGCUGUCCAAAGGCACCAAGAAAGACCUGGAUGACAUCAGCACCAAAACAGGCAUCACCCUCAAGAGCUGCCGGAGACAGUUUGACAACUUUAAGCGAGUCUUCAAGGUGGUAGAGGAAAUGCGGGGCUCCCUGGUGGACAAUAUUCAGCAACACUUUCUCCUCUCUGACCGGUUGGCCAGGGACUAUGCAGCCAUCGUCUUCUUUGCUAACAACCGCUUUGAGACAGGGAAGAAAAAACUGCAGUAUCUGAGCUUCGGUGACUUUGCCUUCUGCGCUGAGCUCAUGAUCCAAAACUGGACCCUUGGAGCCGUCGACUCGCAGAUGGAUGACAUGGACAUGGACUUAGACAAGGAAUUUCUCCAGGACUUGAAGGAACUCAAGGUGCUAGUGGCUGACAAGGACCUUCUGGACCUGCACAAGAGCCUGGUGUGCACUGCUCUCCGGGGAAAGCUGGGUGUCUUCUCUGAGAUGGAAGCCAACUUCAAGAACCUGUCCCGGGGGCUGGUGAACGUGGCCGCCAAGCUGACUCACAAUAAAGAUGUCAGAGACCUGUUUGUGGACCUCGUGGAGAAGUUUGUGGAACCCUGCCGCUCCGACCACUGGCCACUCAGCGACGUGCGGUUCUUCCUGAAUCAGUAUUCAGCGUCUGUCCACUCCCUCGAUGGCUUCCGACACCAGGCCCUCUGGGACCGCUACAUGGGCACCCUCCGCGGCUGCCUCCUGCGCCUCUAUCAUGACUGAGGCCCCUCCCAAUGUCCCGCCCACACUGACAAUAAAGUUGCCCUGAGUUUGGA
Molecule: messenger RNA, 1247 nt
Organism: Cercocebus atys (sooty mangabey)
Lineage: Eukaryota; Metazoa; Chordata; Mammalia; Primates; Cercopithecidae
Gene: FIBP
Product: fibroblast growth factor (acidic) intracellular binding protein
Exons: 10
Coding region: 121-1194 (357 amino acids)
Biological process (GO): platelet aggregation
Cellular component (GO): nucleus
Molecular function (GO): fibroblast growth factor binding
Source: RefSeq, a predicted model, not a curated record